Cornus florida is the source of this 843-nucleotide messenger RNA. RefSeq names its product F-box protein CPR1-like. Bases 1 to 843 code for a protein of 280 amino acids. The transcript has a single exon. The record is from RefSeq and is a predicted model, not a curated record. NCBI's taxonomy places the organism in Eukaryota, Viridiplantae, Streptophyta, Magnoliopsida, Cornales, Cornaceae.
AUGCACUCACCAGGUUAUUACAGGAUAGUGGGUUCAUGUAAUGGGUUGAUUUGUUUGUCCAAUGAUUUAUACGGUAAUGAAAGCUAUACUACUGUUGUUUGGAAUCCAGCCAUUAGAAAGACCUUGCAUGUUCCAGAUCCCCCUAGUGUACUCCCCAAUCGUCUUAAAUACGGUGCUGUUGGUGCUGUUGUUGGGUUUGGAUUUAAUUCUUGGACUAAUGAUUUCAAGAUUAUUAAAAUGGUGCAUUAUCGGGAUUCGAAUUUGAAUAUUAUACUUCCAGCAGAGGUUGAGGUAUAUGAGAUAAAAACUGGUUUGUGGAGAGGCAGUCGUGCUGUUGUUCCUCCGUAUGACAUGACUCCCAAAAGUUGUUCUGAUGUUAGAAAGUGUGUUUUUGUUAAAGGGGCUUCCCAUUGGCUAGCAAUUGAGGCGGGAGAAGAACAGGAUAGCUAUUUGAUCUUGUCGUUUGAUAUGAUGCUUCCGGGUACCGUUUCUAAUGGCAGUAGGUUGAAGAUGUCAAUUUCACUUUUUGGAGAAUCUCUAUCUCUAUUCCAUAAACGUAUGGAUUUUCCCUUUCCAGGAUGGUGUAUGUGGGUGAUGAAAGAUUAUGGUAUUGUGGAGUCUUGGAUGAAUUUAUUUACUUUCAAAGAACCAAUAGAAAGGGUUUUGGGAUUUAGGGGAACUGGUGAAGUUGUUGUGACAUGCUUUCACCAUAAGCUGGCUUCAUUCGAUACUGCGAGCAAGAAAGAAACCGAUCUUGGAAUCCGGUGGUCUCGAAAAGACUUACUUUAUUUGGAUACUUAUAUGGAGAGCCUAGUUUUACUUGAUCAAGGCUUAUUUUGUUAG